AUGGGUGCCAAUACCUCCAAGCAAGACGCCCAGGGCGGCUAUCAGUGGAAGGCCUCAGGGCCGCCCAGCGUCUCCCUCGACGUCCUCGAGUCGAUGCAAACUAGCCCCGAGACCGACGCUUCGCGCGCCAGGCUCAUCGAGCAGCACAUCCAGGCCCGCGUCGCCGAGGAGCUCAAGAAGCUGCAGAAGCGGGAAUCGGAGGCACUGAACCUCGCGCACGACAAGCUCGCCGCCAGCAAGGACGCCGCCGCCGCGGACGAGAACGCGCCCAGCCGGUACACCGUGGGCAAGGAGGUCGAGGAGCUGCGGCGCAAGCUCGAGGAGCGCAAGAAGGUUCGCGCCCUGCCCGAUGACGUGGAGAAGGCGCGCGGCGACGUUAUUCGCUGCCUGCGGGAACACGACCGCCGGCCGCUCGACUGCUGGGAGGAAGUGGAGAAGUUCAAAGCCGAGGUGAAGAAGCUGGAGAAGGGCUGGGUCGACAGGGUGACGUCGUGA
This is a messenger RNA of Purpureocillium lilacinum, 495 nucleotides long. RefSeq lists its product as uncharacterized. The record is from RefSeq and is a predicted model, not a curated record. Lineage: Eukaryota; Fungi; Ascomycota; Sordariomycetes; Hypocreales; Ophiocordycipitaceae.